CGCAGCCCAAGCGCCGAGCGCGCGGGGGGCUCUCCGCACCCGGGCCGGGGCCUCGCCCGCCCGCCCGCAGCCUGCACUGCAGCCCGGCCUUGAAAAUGUCCUUCUACCCCUGCAACAGCACCGGCUCGGUGCAGAGCGGCAACUCGGCGACAGUGGGCGGGGUGCUCUUCAGCGCGGGCCUCCUGGGCAACCUGCUGGCCCUGGGGCUGCUGGCGCGCUCGGGGCUCGGGUCGUGCCGGCCGCGCCCGCAGCCCUCGGUCUUCUACGUGCUGGUGUGCGGCUUGACGGUCACAGACCUGCUGGGCAAGUGCCUGGUGAGCCCGGUGGUGCUGGCUGCCUACGCGCAAAACCGGAGCCUUCGGGGGCUGGCACCCGCGCAGGGCGACUCGCUGUGCCAAGCCUUUGCCUUCAUCAUGUCUUUCUUUGGGCUCGCCUCGACGCUCCAGCUCUUGGCCAUGGCCCUGGAGUGCUGGCUGUCCCUGGGACACCCGUUCUUCUACCAGCGGCACGUCACUCUGCGCCGGGGCGCGCUCGUGGCGCCGGCCGUGGGCACCUUCAGCCUGGCUUUCUGCGCGCUCCCUUUCGCGGGCUUCGGGGACUUCGUGCAGUACUGCCCCGGCACCUGGUGCUUCAUCCAGAUGAUCUCCGGAGACGGCUCGCCGUCGGUGAAGGGCUACUCGGUGCUGUACUCCAGCCUCAUGGCGCUGCUGGUGCUCGCCAUCGUGCUGUGCAACCUGGGCGCCAUGCGCAACCUCUACACCAUGCACCAGCGCCUGCGGCGGCACACGCGGAGCUGCGGCCUCCGGGACCGCGCGGGCCCGGGCGCCCGCCCGAGCGAGACGUCCCCGCACUCCCUGGAGGAGCCGGACCACCUGCUGCUGCUGGCCCUCAUGACCGCGCUCUUCACCAUGUGCACGCUGCCUUUAGUCUAUCGCGCUUACUAUGGAGCAUUUAAAGCUGCCCGAGAAGAGCCAGACGACCUCCUAGCCUUGCGUUUUCUCUCUGUAAUUUCAAUCGUGGACCCUUGGAUCUUUAUCAUUUUCAGAACCUCAGUAUUUCGGAUGUUUUUUCACAAGAUUUUCAUAAGACCUCUUCUGUAUAGAAACUGGCACAACCACUUCUACCAAACUAAUGUGGAAUCCAGUCUGUGACAAAGGUUCCUGCGCUCUGGUACACUGAAGGAUGUAUCACGUCUUCAAAUAAAGAACUCACAAUUUAAAAAAAAUACAAAACUUGACCUUCUGAAUCUUUAAAAGUUAUCUCCCAUAACAAAAGCAUCUAGGUAUACCUUCAGAACUACUUGGUAUGUCUCAUGAAUGUGUUGGCAUUCUUGUUCAUGAACCAUUUUGGUACGUUUUUCAUUUCAUGCUAAUGGGAAUUAAAAUUUUGUAUGUUGUAAAUAAUCUUUAAAGUCUUAUAGCAAUGAUAUUAAUUGUCCCAAUGUUUGUACCAGGUGUCCCUAAGUUUUGAGGGAAGUCUCGAGACCUACGGGUCUUAUUUAAAUACAGUAGAAACACCACUGUUUACAAUAUGUGAAGAGUGUUCUCUAAAAACAUAGCAGUGACUUAUGCUAUUUAUUUCCAGUGAAAUCUGACUUGUUUAUUUCAUGUCAUAAUUGCCCCCGUGUAGUUAUUUUUUGUGUCAGUUGGACUAAGUAUGGCCUGAAUUACAGACACUCUUCAGAGAAGUGUGAUGAGACGUGCAACCAGGUCAAGCACAUGGAAGAUUUCUCCAGCCACCAUCUGGGGACACUGCCUGCCUCAGGUGGAGACUCCAAGCUAUAAGUAGACAUGAAGUUAGAUACGACCAUGUCCCCAACUCAGAGAAGCAAAAGCUAUUAUUAUUUGAAACACAGUAUGGAGGCAAGGGUGUCAGUAGGAAUCAAUAUUUGGUAGUGAGUUACCAAAUGCUCUUUCAGUGUUUGGAACUUGCCAUUUGAUGGGUUUAUUGUGUUGAUGGAUUCUUUGUGUUGAUGGAUUUAUGGCUCUCAGAAGAGCAAUGACGGAUGGCGCUAUAGAGAGCUGUGUCUACUGAGUCAAGGUCUGUGAAGCAGGAGAUGUGUCCUAGUGAGAAGCCCACCCUGGACCUAGUGGGUCAGUUGAGCCUGGUGGCAAUGACUUUAACACCAUUCAUGACAGCAAGGGGUAUUCUGCUCUUUGGAGAGACAGAAGUUAUCGAGCCUUCUGUGAACUGUGCUUUCAGAACUGGAGUGGGAUGCGGUUCAAAAGGAGCACAAUCGAGCACUUUAAUUGCACUUCUAACGGUUUACAAAAGUAGCAACACUACGACCCUAAGGGAAAUGUGGGGGAAACUGUAAGCCAGCUUGUGGCAAGAGCUUUCAGUUUUGGUAAAAGGACAGAGCAGGGGUGCUGCACAGCUUGGCAUCUCUGGAGUCCCUUUGUACCCCAACACACUCCGACUCUGACAUGGAGAUGGAGAGCUGCUACACUGGAAUCAUCACUUGUCGAAGCAAGGCCUGUUCCCGCCUUCACCACAACCUCAUUCUUUUCGCCUUGGCUUUUGUGAUGUCUCAGAGAUGGUGUUAGCCAAAUCAUACGUCAUUUUUUUGUAUAGCGAAACUGUGAAAAGCUUAAUUAGGAAGAUAAGAGGUACAAUUUGAGAGCAUGACAUAAUGAAAAAUGCCAUUGUUUUGGAAGGUUCGCUUUCAUUGUAUGUUCUGUGAGUAUGCAUGUUUUUCUUUUGUCAGAGGAAAUGCAUUUUUUGUGCUACCCUUUUGAAAUGUACGUUAUGAUGAUUGUCCAGGUAAUUUGAUAAGGGUCCAGAUGAAUCAAUAAACAUAAUUUUAUAAUA
Molecule: messenger RNA, 2811 nt
Organism: Chinchilla lanigera (long-tailed chinchilla)
Lineage: Eukaryota; Metazoa; Chordata; Mammalia; Rodentia; Chinchillidae
Gene: Ptgdr
Product: prostaglandin D2 receptor (DP)
Exons: 2
Coding region: 96-1151 (351 amino acids)
Biological process (GO): inflammatory response; positive regulation of cytosolic calcium ion concentration; G protein-coupled receptor signaling pathway
Cellular component (GO): plasma membrane
Molecular function (GO): prostaglandin D receptor activity
Source: RefSeq, a predicted model, not a curated record